Molecule: messenger RNA, 739 nt
Organism: Amyelois transitella
Lineage: Eukaryota; Metazoa; Arthropoda; Insecta; Lepidoptera; Pyralidae
Product: ubiquitin carboxyl-terminal hydrolase-like
Exons: 1
Coding region: 56-739 (227 amino acids)
Biological process (GO): protein deubiquitination; ubiquitin-dependent protein catabolic process
Cellular component (GO): cytoplasm
Molecular function (GO): cysteine-type deubiquitinase activity
Source: RefSeq, a predicted model, not a curated record
UGAGAUCUAUCUCCUAUCUUCCAAUUUUGAGUAAUCUAAAUAUUGCGUACUCAUAAUGGCUGUAGCUCUACCUAUGGAAUCUAACCCUGAAACUAUGAAUAAGUAUUUAUCAAAGUUGGGAGUUUCUGAUAAGUGGCGCAUGGUGGAUGUCAUAGGCCUAGAAGGAGAAGCUCUGUCGUGGGUGCCCCAGCCCGUUUUAGCUGUUAUACUACUUUUCCCUCUUUCCGAUGCCUAUGAGUCACACCGACAUGAACAAGAAAAUUAUUUGCUGAAAAAAGGUGAACAACCACCCAAAGAUGUAUUCCAUUUGCGUCAAGUACUAAGCAAUGUAUGCGGCACUAUUGCUUUGGUACACAGUGUGGCUAACAACACCAACAAAAUUGAUCUGCACGAUGGCCUAUUGAAGAAUUACCUGAGAGACGCCGAGGGGCUCGAUGCCGCUGCCAGGGGAGCCUUGCUGGAAAACUCUGUAGCCAUUCUAGACGCUUAUAAAGAAAUCAUGCAAUCUGGCAACGCGGACGGAAAUGAGGGUGAAGUUAUAAACAACCACUUUGUUACAUUUAUCCAUAAGGAUGGUAAACUGUUCGAAUUAGAUGGCCGCAAAACUUUCCCUAUUGAUCAUGGAGAAACAACUCCAGAAAGUCUUCUGGAGGACGCCGCGAAGGUCUGCCGCGAGUUUAUUAAGCGGGAACCAGACAACAUUGGCUUCACUGUUGUGGCUUUGGUUCCGAAUCAGUGA